Cuscuta epithymum is the source of this 2111-nucleotide messenger RNA. Lineage: Eukaryota; Viridiplantae; Streptophyta; Magnoliopsida; Solanales; Convolvulaceae. The record is from the annotation of a GenBank genome assembly.
AUACUCACUUUCCUCUCUCCUCUUUCCAUUCCCUACCUUCUCUUCUCUUUCUUCUAUCCUGCUCUAGCACUCAUCCAUCUCAAGACCUCAUCUUCAAAUUAAAUUCUCCAUCUCAGGGAUCCGGCGACAAUAAACAUUGAAAGUUGGACUGUGAUUUUUCUCAUCUACUCCAACCAUUGGUGGGCGACGAAGAUUAUGAGAUCUGGGAUCUGUAAUGAUGGAGCCAAACAUGGUGGUGGUGCUAUAAGAGGGGUGGCGGACCAAUGGCGGACGGCGACUAGCGGCGGCGGCACCUAACAGUUGUGAUGCCGACAUAAGCGGCGAUAACGAUGUAGAUUGCGGCAGCAUCUAUUGGCGGCGGACGGGCGGCGGUGAUUGGCGGUGGGUGACUGGUGCAGGUCUCGCCCCUUGGGUGUUGCCGGCGGCAAUUUCUGUAGGCCGGGGUAGGCGGGUGGGCGUGAGGGAAAAAUGUGUUACUGUUACGCUAAUGUAUUUAGAUUAUUAUUCUACUUUAUAUUUUUACUAAAAAACGGAUGGAGUAUUCAUUAAGGGCAUUUUGGUCCCUUACUAUUAAUUUCCGUGUGGUGAACUUCAAGUGAGAUAGGAGUCCUAUUUUGGCAUAUUUUAUAUGUUUUACUCUUAAUCCGGUAAAUCUCUCUUCUAUAUACAAACCACCGUGGGAAUGAUGGGCAAACUCCCGCUCAACACAGUAUUGAGUAUUGACCGUUGGAUCUACGAGGAGUUUUCAUCCUUGUGUUACGUGGGCCAGGGUCUUUGAUGGCUGUCAGUCCAGCAUGCAAAUAUGUCUCUUCUUGAAUGGUGUAAAAGAUGUCAGAGUAGAUUCUUGGCUUUGGUUUUCCAUCAAAAAAAGUGCUCCAUAUCACUGAUGGUACAGGUGCGGGUCGGUCGGUUUCCCAGGUGAUAGCAGCUUUCGUGGUUGCUCCGAAGUGUCGAUGUAUCUCCGAGGCAUCUAUGGCUCCCAGACAGCGGCCGACUUCCAAAGCAGAUCCCCGUGAUGACAGUCCUGUCUUCCAGCUGGCGUCAGAUCUCCUUCACCGGCGGGCGGCCUUACAUUACAUCUUUGCAACUCCCAGAGAGGUGCAACUCUAGGCUGUUGCUUCUACUGCCGUCCGACACAUAGUUGUACUUCCAAAGCAGAUUCUCAAGACGGCAAGACAUCCUCGCGCUUCCGAGUUUCAGGGGGCGAUUUGGCCUGGACGAGGCACAUAGCAUCGGAAGAAAUGGUUUCUCAGAGGUAUAUAUGUGAAGAAGAUGGGGAGAAAUUAAAGACAGGUGCCAGGUCAGUGUUUGUGUUAUGGAUGCCACUGCUUAUGCUUCAUUUACACAGUGGGAUCGGGAAUGUACAGACAUGUUGGAGGGCAUUCGGUGGAAAGCGGGCCAGAGGCUUCUGGUGGAGGGCAUUUGGCUAUGGCAAGCUUGCGCGUUUGAUGGCGAGUGGUCUAGGAUUGUAUUUUGGCAUCGGAGGAACACCAGUUUCGACUUUCGACUACACGAACCAUCCUUAAACUGCAGCAAAGGGUAUUCAAAUGGCAAGAAGCAGUCCUUUCCUCGAUUCCCCGGAGCUACAGGAAUCAUUCCAACAACAUCGGUGAUCAGUAACACCAGCAACACUCAAUUACGUUGAGCGAGUUAACAUGACUUCAAACAUGUUCCAAUGAGAUCCCGUUUCAGUCAGCUUCAGGUCCCCCAAAUUUGGAUUUGGAGUAUUUUUUUUAGGUGUAAGAAAUAUUGUUGAUUGGAAGGUUAUUUGCAUUUAUGAAAUUUAAAAUGCAAUGACCUGGUGGUUUUGGAUGACAACAGCGGAAACAGUGACCUGGAAUGUUUUUACCAGGAAAAACCGACAAUGCAAUAAAAAAACACUGGAAUUCUACCUUCAGACGUCAUUAUGCCGCACUUGAAAUGUAUAUAGGCGAGUUUAGAACCAUGACGGAAGAUGUAAGUGCAUAAAGAUCCAAAGCAUCCUCUGAGCAUAUUGACUAUGCAGAGCCUCUUCCUUUCCAAUCCAUGAAAUUGGUGCAUUGGCCACAUAGUAACUGGUGCAUUAUUUCCCAAUUAUACUGCCAAUAAUGCACCUCUCAUGAAACUUUGGA